AUGGCCACCAUAACCGAGAAUUUGGAUCACCUUGAUGUAGACAACACAUUCCCAAUCGCUACUACCAUCACACCAGACGUCCUUCAAAGGUACGGCGGUGUAAACCACCAGGCUGCCCAGGACUUUGGUGAUACGAUUAUCGGUAGUGUUGGUAGUGCCCCGUUUCUUGCCAAGAAAUGGGAUGAAAUUGUUCCGGGACAAACUUUCUAUAUCUACCUCGUCGAUAUGCAUGAUUGCGCAUCGUCUAUACGUGUGAUCCGAUGGCUCGACGACACUGGUCAUUACCAUUCACAACCUUUGUCCAGGGACGUUAGGCUGAGUAAGCUUACAGUCAAGAUGUGGGCAGAAAAGGCCCCCAUACCUUGGACCAGCAUCUUGUCGUAUACAAUGUUUGUGCCCGGCAAAGCCUCUAAAACGACGGAUAACACGGCCUGGAUACCGAACGCAGGCAUCAAAGUGUUCAGGGACUCUCUUUGCGCGUGGCACAUCCCUGGAAGGACAGUGUACCACAGCCUAUGGAGUGAAUGGACCAAGCCCAGGUACCGUUUCAAGGGUUUAUAG
This is a messenger RNA of Pyricularia grisea, 561 nucleotides long. RefSeq lists its product as uncharacterized. Bases 1 to 561 code for a protein of 186 amino acids. The transcript has a single exon. The record is from RefSeq and is a predicted model, not a curated record. NCBI's taxonomy places the organism in Eukaryota, Fungi, Ascomycota, Sordariomycetes, Magnaporthales, Pyriculariaceae.